Acanthochromis polyacanthus (spiny chromis) is the source of this 3557-nucleotide messenger RNA. Its product is annotated as NLR family CARD domain-containing protein 3-like. NCBI's taxonomy places the organism in Eukaryota, Metazoa, Chordata, Actinopteri, Pomacentridae. The record is from RefSeq and is a predicted model, not a curated record. The coding region runs from base 1275 to 3338 and encodes 687 amino acids. The transcript is spliced from 4 exons.
GUAGGUGCCCUCCACAGCUGCGAGUGUGACUUCUUUUGGAGUGACACUCGGUAGUGUAGGGGGAGUGUGUAAGGGGCGGUUUGGGAUUCAGCCCGGGCCUGAUCAGGAGCCAAAACUAGAAGCACCUGGACACAAACAGAAGUCUGAGGAGUCACAAGCAGAAGGAGAUUUCCAGAAUCACCAGAAGAAGCUUCUGGAAACUGUGUGUCUCUGAUCACCUGCAGCGUCGAUGCAAAGAGAAGAAGAAGCUCUGCAGCCUGACGGGUGGGGCCUGGCUAGUUCCUGGAUGGGAGAAGCUGGGAAUAGCAGAUAGAUGCUGGAAGCUUUUAUCUGUCCAACCUGCAGAGGGCGCUGCUGCUGCUGGACUGGAAACAGCCUGAAGAACCAGAGAAGGAAUUAUUCUGAAGAUAUGGAGAGAAAACACACAAGUAAACAGUGGAGCAGCUACAAUCAGUGAUUUUAGACACUGUUGGCUGAUUUCAUCUGGAAGAUAUCAGAUAAAUGGAGGAAAAUGUUCAAUAUUUCACAUUAAAACAGCAUGAAAGUGAAUUAGUGAGGCAGGUUCUCAGCUGUAAGGACAUUAAAUGCUCCUUAAAAACAGAAUUUACAAAGUGAUGUUGUGGGUCUAGAGGCUCAAAGUGUGACAUUUACCAAACUGUGUGUAAUUAUGAGAGUCAAAUAUACGAAUGAAGCAAUGAAAUGGGAAAAUUAUUUGAAAUUCUUCAAAGUUUCAAUGGAUUAAUUCAAUCUAAAAGACAUUUUAAUGAAUGUGGAAAAACAACAGGAAGUUGUUUAAAGCAAAGACACAGAAAAAACAGGAAGUGAUCAAAUCCAAGAAGAGACUAAAGGAGAGCAGAACACUAAAGUAUUGAGCUUCCACAUUGAAAUGAGGAGUGGAUUAAAGUCCACAGCAGCAGACAAAGAAGAAGAUGAAGCCACAGAAGGUUUGGAUUCCUCAGGUGACAUGUAGAGUGUAGAUUCCCUCUCUGACUGUAGUUCCUGUAAAACAGCUUCUCAGGACAUUUAGUGUUGAAAUGGAGUCAUCACUUCUGGGAUUGAUUCUUCUUUAUUCUUCCUAAAAGCUUCAUAUUUAUAGAAUUAGAAAGAAAUGGAAAAUGUUCCCAAACACACAUUUUCACCACAGACUGAUCCAUCAGGUUUCCUGCUUCGUUUCCCUGACAACAGUGACGUUACGGCCGUUCCUGUUCCUCAAAAUAGUUCUGCUUUUACCGUCUUCAUGUUGCAGCUUCUUUUCUCCGUCUGAAGAGUGAAAGAUGACGACACCUAAAGAAAUCCUUCUGGAGAGUUUGGAAGAAUUGGGAAAAGAGGAGUUUGACAAAUUCAAAUGGUACUUGAACCAGGAAGGGGUCCUAGAAGACUUCAAAUCAAUCCCAAAGUCUCGAUUGGAGGAGGCAAACAGGGUCAACAGCGUGGAUCAAAUGGUCCAGAUCUAUGGAACUACAAAUGCCAUUAAAGUCACCAAGAAGGUUUUAAUAAAGAUGGAUAAAAUUGAACUGGUGAGGAAAAUCUCAGGAACCAUCAAAACACCUAAAGAGAUUCUGUCCAGGUGUCAAGAUAAGCUCAAGUCUAACCUAAAAAAGAGGUUCCAGUGUGUGUUUGAGGGCAUCGCUAAAGCAGGACAGAAAACCCUUCUGAAUGAGAUCUACACAGAGCUGUACAUCACAGAGGGAGGGACUGCAGAGGUCAAUGAUGAACAUGAGAUCAGACAGAUUGAAGCAGCAUCCAGGAAACCAAACAGAGCAGAAACAACCAUCAGACCAGAAGACAUCUUUAAAGACCCAUCUGGAAAAGACAAACCAAUCAGAACGGUGAUGACACAGGGAGUGGCCGGCAUCGGGAAAACAGUGUUAACUCAGAAGUUGACUCUGGACUGGGCUGAAGACAAAACCAACCAGGACAUCCAGCUCAUGUUUCCAUUCACGUUCAGAGAACUGAAUUUACUGACAAAGAGAAAGUUCAGCUUGGUGGAGCUUGUUCAUCACUGUUUCACUGAAACCAAAGCAGCAGGAAUCUGCAGCUUUGAAGACUUCCAGGUUGUGUUGAUCUUUGACGGUCUGGAUGAGUGUCGCCUUCCUCUGGACUUCAAAAACAAUGAGAUCCUGACUGAUGCUACAGAGUCCACCUCAGUGGAUGUGCUGCUGACAAACCUGAUCAGGGGGAAGCUGCUUCCCUCUGCUCGCCUCUGGAUAACCACACGACCUGCAGCAGCCAAUCAGAUCCCUGCUGACUGUGUGGACAUGGUGACGGAGGUCAGAGGGUUCACCGACCCACAGAAGGAGGAGUACUUCAGGAAGAGAUUCACAGAUAAGAAGCAGACCAGCAGCAUCAUCUCCCACAUGAAGACAUCACGAAUCCUCCACAUCAUGUGCCACAUCCCAGUGUUCUGCUGGAUCACUGCUUCAGUUCUGGAGAAGCUGCUGAGAUCCAGAGAGGGAGGAGAUCUGCCCAGAACCCUGACUGAGAUGUUCAUCCAACACCUGGUGGUUCAGACCAAAGUCAAGAAGGACAAAUAUGAUAGAGGAGCUGAGACAGAUCUAGACACCAGGAGGAUGAUUGAGUCUCUGGGAAAACUGGCUUUUGAGCAGCUGCAGAAAGGAAAGCUGAUCUUCUAUGAGUCCGACCUGACAGAGUGUGGCAUCGAUAUGGAAGCAGCCUCAGUGUACUCAGGAGUGUUCACACAGAUCUUUAAAGAGGAGAGUGGACUGUACCAGGACAAGGUGUUCUGCUUCGUCCAUCUGAGCAUUCAGGAGUUUCUGGCUGCAGUCUACAUGUUCCACUGUUACACCAACAGGAACCAGAAGGUUCUGGAGGACUUCCUGGGAAAAGACUGGAAAUACUAUAACAAUGACACUCUGGAUGUGUUCAUGUACAGAAUCAUGGAGAAAUCCCUCAGAAGUAAAAAUGGUCACCUGGACCUGUUUGUUCGCUUCCUUCAUGGCCUCUGUCUGGAGUCCAACCAGAGACUGUUAGGAGGUCUGCUGGGUUGGACAGAGAACCAUCCAGAAAUGAUCCAGAGAGUCAUCAGCAACCUGAAGAAGAUGAACAGUGAUAAAAUGUCUCCAGACCGAAACAUCAAUAUCUUCCACUGUCUGAUGGAGAUGAAGGAUCUCUCAGUACAUCAGGAGAUCCAAGAGUUUCUGCAGUCAGAGAACAGAUCAGAGAAGGAACUCUCUGAGAUCCACUGCUCAGCUCUGGCCUACAUGCUGCAGAUGUCAGAGGAGGUUCUGGAUGAGUUGGACCUGAAGAAGUACAGAACAUCAUUGGAGGGACGACUGAGACUGAUUCCAGCUGUGAGGAACUGCAGAAAGGCUGGGUGAGUCCAGAUGUGAUGAACAUGAUCAGCAGUUCAGUUCUUCAGAUGUUCUCCAGAACAUUCUCAUUAUUCUCAGUGUUCCACUUGUUUAUUUCAACCAUCACAUUUCAGCUGUGUUUAGUCUCAGAUGUUCUUGAUGUUUCAAAUGCUGUGAAAAUGUAGGUUUUUCAUUUGCUUGUGUUUAAAGCUGUUAAAUUAAAAACUGUUUUAUGUUUCAUUCUAA